CCAAGGUCACGCUUCGCCCACCCGUAUAUAUAAAAGGGCAGACUGAGCGAUUUCCAGCAGACGUGGACGGUAACUCGCUCAACACAACACAUCAUGAGGCUACUGGUGAUUCUGGCAGUGGUGGGCGUGUGCAGCGCGGCGCCUCAGUUUGUGGCGCCGCCUCCUGGCCAAAUAGUGUUUGGUGUGGACGCUAAUGGCUGCACCGUGGGACCCUCAGGUAAGGUGUGUCCCACAGGGCCAAUCCAGUUUACUAGUGAGGCCCAGGGCGUGCCUCAAGUAGUAGAGCCCGCACCCCCUCGCCCACACGCCGCCGCUCCCACCCAUCACGCCCAACACCAAGCAGUCUUCACAGGGCUCGUUGGACCUUCAGGAGUGAUCGGUCCAUCUGGUCUGGUAGGCCCCUCUGGACCCGUCGCCUUCGGUAAAUGAGGCUACCCAUCAUCAGUUAAGCUGUGAUCCCUCCUCUGUAUAAAUAUAUUAAUACC
This is a messenger RNA of Homarus americanus (American lobster), 485 nucleotides long. RefSeq lists its product as uncharacterized. The transcript is spliced from 2 exons. Lineage: Eukaryota; Metazoa; Arthropoda; Malacostraca; Decapoda; Nephropidae. The coding region runs from base 94 to 429 and encodes 111 amino acids. The record is from RefSeq and is a predicted model, not a curated record.